Molecule: messenger RNA, 5564 nt
Organism: Cyprinus carpio (common carp)
Lineage: Eukaryota; Metazoa; Chordata; Actinopteri; Cypriniformes; Cyprinidae
Biological process (GO): regulation of transcription by RNA polymerase II
Cellular component (GO): nucleus
Molecular function (GO): RNA polymerase II cis-regulatory region sequence-specific DNA binding; DNA-binding transcription activator activity, RNA polymerase II-specific
Source: RefSeq, a predicted model, not a curated record
CAUGGAUGCUUUUUCCCGCCAGUUCUUCGGUCCAGUCACGUGAAUGAAAGCUAUGAAUUAGUAAUAUCUGUAUUUAAUGAGAAAGGUGAAGGUCUGUUUCUGGGGGUAAAUCGGACCGGUCCCUCACACCAGUUGAUGGCGGUGUAUUUAAGCCUUACAUGUGAGGAAUGGGAGUGAGCGCUCAGAUAUACUGCCCUCUAUAGUGAACGGCGGGAAUUACACAUCUCUACAGAAACUGGGUGCAAAAUAUAUACCGCUACUCCGAUUGAAAAUAAAUAACUUAUUUUAUUAAAAUCAUGCAAGUUUGCAAAUUGUACUUUCCCAAGGCGAUACUAAAAAAUAACAAAGACAUUGGUAUCAUUUAUUAAAUUUAACAUUGGCAGAGGAAUCAUCUGGAGCCUACAAAAUGCUUGGACUUCAAGAAACAAGUUCUACUGGAAGUCCUAAAACAUACAGCUGUGUGGCAUGCUCAGCUACUUUUCAUAGUUUGGCAUCACUCCUGGUACACCAACCGUCUCAUGCAAGUGAAAUCUCUCAACAGCCAGAAUCAGCACUACCUACUUGUGUCAGCUGUGGAAGCUUAUUUGCGAGCAAAGAUCUCCUUGAAAAACACCACUGUAUAAUGUUGCCCACUCCAGCAUCUCCAGCCCUCACCUACAUAUGUGGCUGUGGCCAGGAGUUUAGUGGUUUUACAGCUCUUGAGGACCAUAAAAAACAACAUGGUUCAGAAAACAAGGUCAAAUCAAAUUUGGAGAGUAUUCCAGUUGUGCCAGAUGGCAAAACAGACUCCAGCCAUCCUGUCUCAGACCAAGUUUUUCACAAUCUAUCACCAUCCCAUUUAAAUGAAAAAUCCCUUUCACAAGCUCCACCUCCUACUUCAAAUACUGACAUCAAGGAGAAUGAAUCCACUGCAGAUGUGGAAAGCAACACCUUGAAGCCAUCUGAAUCCCACCCUGUGACCGAAGAGCAAGUGCAAUUACCUGAGAAGGACAGUGAUGCUUUAAAAACCUCCAACGUGGUAAACCAUUCUGUGGAAGACCAUGAGAAAUCACCAGAAUCUGGCGAAGAUUCAGCUGCAUUUAAUAAAAAAUCAAUCCUGAAGAUGCUAGCAUCUGCCUACAUGAGUCAUAGACAACCCAUCCAAAUUAAACAGAGGAACUUGCCCCCCAGAAAAGCUUCACCGAGAGCACCCAUGCAACCUGCGAUCACCAUGAUGAUAUCAAAACCCAAACCACUGGAGAAUCAAUCAAAGGUGAAAAAAGACACAGUGGUCAGUGUGAAAACUGGAAAAAUGUUGCCUAAAAAGGGCAAGAUUAUAUCUGUGACACAAACUCUGUGUCCUGUGGUGGUUCUUGAGACUCGGCAAAAACUUUUUGGCCGGGACAACGUGGAAGGCAGACAUCAGUGCAGACUCUGCCGUAGGGUUUUCCAGGACAUAGACACCUUGAUAAUGCAUCAUGCCCUGCAUAAAAAAGAAAGAGUUAAAUUUUGUCUUUGUUGUCAACAAUUUGUGAUAACUAUAAUCUCUGUCCCCGAAAGCCAUGUCUGCUCUGAUGGAUUUUCUAGAAACCAUCAACCUUUGAUGGGAAAAAUGUCUCUGAAACCAAUCAACCCUACAGCUCAAGAGGCAGAAAAAAUUUUCUACUGUUCUUUAUGCAAGCGUGGUUACAGACGGAUGCGCAGCCUCAAAAAGCACAACUGUCCAUGUAAAGCUUCUCUGAAAUCCUCGGCCACUCCAGGGACCUGCGGUAAUGUCAAACUCCAAAACUUGGAGGCAUGCAAUAGAGCUGUCCCAAACUCAAGAAAUAAUCAAAUGUCAACACAACAUAAAAAUAUUGGAAUAGGCACAGAGCUGAUAAAGACUGAGGAACAAAACAUAGAACUUCCUAUUGGCAAGAAAGAUCAGAUUGGGUUGAAGAUGCUGCUCAAGGAUCAGUUGAAUCCCACAGAAACCCUUGAGUCCAUCUUUGCCAGUGUUUCUAACUCAAAACCAACUGAAUCAACUGAAAACUCUGUUGGAGUACCAGCCGACAUGGUUGGAAUAAAACAAGAGGAAAGAGAUAAACUGGUUGAAAAGCAGUGGACCAUGCCUUUGGAUGAUGCUGAAAUUGAUGUACUAAUAGAUGUGGAUCAAAAGGACUCGGAUGAGGAUGAUUUGACAGACGUGGCUAGAGACGACUGUGAUGAAGGUGAGGAUGUUGUCAUCGUAGAGCCUCGUGAGGACAAGGAAAUGUCAGCUGUACCUGGUAAUGGCUUUCAGGUGCAUGUGACUAAUAAAGGCUUAAAGCGGUUUGUUUGCAAUGGGUGCCAGAGAAGCUAUUCCCGCCUAUUUACUCUAAAGGAGCACCUGAAGAUUUGCGGGACAAGAAAGUUAAAGCCGCAAAAUGUUACAUCAUCUAAUAUAAUUGGGCCAAUUAAAAGCUUUCCAUGUCCUCAUUGUGGUAAGUUCUUUAGCCGCAAAGACAAUAUGAAUAGCCAUCGAAAGAAGUGCCAUGCAACAAACACUAAUUCCGCAGUAAGUAACAGAACUGUAGAGUUUAAAACACCUGUAGCUCAGGAAAACUUAUUCGUCCUGUCACCAUCUACAGAAAACCAAGCAGUCCGACAAGAAAGCACUCAGAAUACUAGCAGUAACAGAAACUGGGGGAUUAUGUCACUUCCAUCUGUGCUUCCAAGAAGAGUGACGUGUGAAUGCGGAGCCUCGUUCACGUGUCCACGACUUCUCUUCGAACAUCUGCAACAGCAUGCGCAGGAGUCCUAUAUUUGUCCACACUGUGGUGAGAACUUGCAGUCGUGGAUGGACUUCGAGGCACAUCAGCAAUUGCACAACCAAUCUCAAAGCUCUACAAGUGAGCAAAGAGCUUCCCAGCAACAACCUCAUUCAUCUUCCCAAGCGUUACCAUCACACGCUCCGACUCGGCCGCAACUGUCUUCAGGUUUUUCUGAGCAUAACAUAAAAGCACAACCGCCUGCACUCUUGGCACCUCAACAUUUGAACCAGAGGCCAUUUCCUGAGACAUUGACUUGCCAUAAAUGCAAAAAGAACUUCAGCCUUCGCAGUUCCUUGUCAAGACACAUACGGUUGCGUUGUACUGGCGAUACUGCAGGUCAGAAGAAACACACCUGCUCUCGUUGUGGUACAACAUUCCAAAGCCCAUUGAUGCUUAAAGUUCACAUUCAAAGCAAUACCUGUAAACCUGCAUUUAAACCGAUUAGGUGCCCGGUGUGUGUGCGUUGGUUCAGUUGUCUAGAUGGGCUCAAGAGACACCUGGUCUCACACAGCAGGCAAUCCAUCUUGACAUGUUCGAUUUGUGACCAGAACUUUCCAACUCCUCAGGCACUCGAGGAGCAUAAAAGAAAUGUUCAUAGAAUUAACAGCAGAAUGAUGCCAGUGGAGAAUGCACAGGAACAGUUGCACCAAGCAGGUGUACAAACCAAUCCAUCUACUCUAUUUCAAUGUCACAUCUGCCUUCGCAAUUAUCCAAAGCUUCAAUCCCUGAAGGAUCACUUGAGGAAAGUUCAUCGCCCUAAACAGCCUAAACAAACUAAUCUAGGAACCGUGGAACCAGUCCGUUCUGGACCGUUUCAGUGUCAGAUAUGUGACCGCUCCUAUCCUAACAUAAAAUCCUUGAAAAACCACAGAAGAAGAGUGCAUCACAUUGUGGGUGGUGUGUUUCUGCCAUCAAAGGGAGUUGAGCAAAACAUCACUCCCAAUCAGUUUCAGUGUCACAUUUGCCCACGCAGCUAUCCAGAUGAAAAGUCCCUCCGAAACCACAGAAGGAGGGUCCAUCAUAUAGUGGAAGGUCUUCAGCUGUCGAGGGGAAUCACUCAACACAAUCUAUACAAGUGUCAAAUUUGCCAGCGCAGCUAUCCUGACGUAGUGUCCCUUAAAAAUCAUAGGAGGAGGGUUCAUCGCAUAUUAGGGCCAGUGCCUGAAACUACACCACUACCACCACCACCACCAACAACAACAUAUAAUGACACAGAAGAUGCUCUAGAGCAAAAACCGAUACCUUUCCUGUGAACGGUGUCCAUGCAUUCCUAAAAGGUGGAUCUGCUGCUUGCAUUUAUUGCUGUGUAUGCAAUCAAAAUGUUGAAAUGUUGAAAAAGAAGUCAUAAGGCAGCACCUGUUAAGUAGAUCUAUAGCAUUAUAGAAAAAAAAUUAAUAGCUAAAAAAAAUUAUAUCUGGGCAUGUAUUCACAAAACAUCUUAAGGCUAAAAGUAGCUCAUAACAGAAGAGAAUUUAGAAGAGAAUGUUUAAAAUAAUGUCAAUCCUAAAUUUAGGACUUCUAAACUUUUGCUUUAAGAGUAUUUUACAAAGCGUUUUAGCUCUAAAACUAGCUCCUAAAUCUGUGAAAUGUUAGGAAUAGUGAAGAGGACUCCUAAGUCACUAAGAUCAAACCACAAAUUAUCCUAAAAUGGCUGUUGCCGGCAAUCCGUCUCUGAAUUUAAACAUUUUAGAAACAUCUGAUGAGAAUGACUUUUUAAAAAGGUAUCGCCUUUGGUUUUGAAGGUUAUCCCAACUCUAAAUUUUCCUUUGAUUAUACCCUUGUUUUUGUUAACCAGUUGGGUAAGAAGUAACAGCUGGGCCCGUAUGUAUAGAACUUCUCAGAAACUCUCUUAAGAAUAGUCUUAAGGUUUGACUUAAGUGUCAAAAAAUUAUUAGUAAAAAGUAGGACUUUUCUAAGAGUAGGAGACUUGUAUAAAGAAGCUAAAAGAAACUUUCAGUAAAGUCUAAGACUGAUUCUUAAGUGUUGACUGAGGUGACACUUAAGUGUUGUGAACUAAGAACUACAAUGAUGUCAACACAAAAUGGCUGACCUCAACCUCUAAAUCAGCCAAUAGUGAGCCUGCUCAUGUAAAGUCACAGCAGCACAACACCAAUCAUUUAAUGUAACUACAAUAAAAUCAUUUAAUUAAGGCACUGAAAUAUUUUAAUAUUUAAAUGUUGUUGUUGUUUUUUUUUAAACUUCACAUUGUGCAAAAUUAUCACAAAUUAUUACUGAUGCUUCAUUUUCUAUUGGUAUGUCUCCUCGUUUACAGUUGGAGCAAUGAUGUGAACAUGAAUUCCAUCAGUGGCUCCAACAACUCCAGGAAAGCCCACAAUCCUCAAAAAAGUGGCUUGUUUUUGCAAUAUGUUUUGGCAGUCAGUUGGAAAGUUAAUUCACUGCCAUAUAGUAGUGGCCAAAAGUGAGGUCCGGCCUAGGAAAUUGGACAUCUUCACCCUUAAUUAAAAUAAUUAAGGGUGCGGUCAUAUUUUUUGGCAUGCUGUCAUACAAAGAAAUUAUGAACACAUACAAAAACAAGAGGACCAAUGAAAUAAUAAUUUAUAUUGUAGUCAGUGUGCCAGUGUUGCCAAUUUAGUGAAGUCUAGCAAUAAAAUCUAUUUCUUGGACAAACCUUAUGUACAUUCCGAGACGCUCCCAUGACGUCAUAAAGGCGAGUUCACUGAUCUAUAUAAAUAUAAAUAUAGAUCAGUGAACUCGCAUUUAGGAGAUCAUCUAGCAACAUUAAAUGACCAGUUUUAGCUACUUUCAAUUGCAAGCAGUUGGCAACACUGGUCA